Messenger RNA from Gastrolobium bilobum, 2316 nucleotides. RefSeq lists its product as uncharacterized. NCBI's taxonomy places the organism in Eukaryota, Viridiplantae, Streptophyta, Magnoliopsida, Fabales, Fabaceae. The record is from RefSeq and is a predicted model, not a curated record. Bases 1 to 2316 code for a protein of 771 amino acids. The transcript has 4 exons. Gene Ontology annotation, molecular function: catalytic activity.
AUGGAAUCGGAGGAGGAUGGCAUACGUGGAGCGCAUGAGCGAACGGUGGAGGAGGAAGACUCGAUCCUGAGAAGUAUGAAGAAGCCUAAAGGUGAGACUAUGGCUGAUGAGAACAUGGAUGAUGAAAUAGACAAGUUAAUCAGGUUAAAUGGUGGAGGUAAUAUAUCAGAGAGUGAGGAAGACGAUUGGAAAGAGAUCCAACGUAGGGAAGAAGAGGAAGAUGGAGGUGAGAAGGAUCCGAUCCAAGGUGCUGAGGAUGAUCCACUAUGUCCAUCACUCCAAUUUUCUAAAAGCCAACGUAAGGAAGACUGUCGUCAAUGGAGGAAGGCCCUAAUUAUCAAGUUAUUGGGGAAAAGGAUUGGGGCUCGGUUCCUAAUGGCUAGGCUACAGAGGUUAUGGAAUCUGGUAUCAACUUAUGAGUUGAUUGAUCUGGAUAAUGGCCAUCUAAUUCUAAGAUUCCAGGAUGAGGGAGAUUAUCUGCAUGUGCUGCAGGAAGGACCUUGGAUCGUGGCUGAUCACUAUGUUGUGGUCCAGAGAUGGCGUCCAUUUUUUGACCCUUAUGAUGAGGGGUUUAAGAAACUGGCGAUUGGUAACCUGUUUGGAAGGACUCUUAUAGUUGAUAAAAAUUUCCUUCGCAGAACUGAGCUAGGUGAUGAUGUCAUUACAGAGAGAGCAAAAUUUGCUCGAAUCUGUGUGGAGGUGGAUCUGAGAAGAAGCUUCUUGUCGAAGUUCAAAAUUAGGGAGAAAGUAUAUCAAGUGGGUUAUGAAGGCUUGCAUUUAAUAUUCUUUAGGUGUGGCAUAUAUGGGCACAGGAAAGACCAGUGUGUGGACAACCAGCUUAGGGAUCAGGGUAAGCAAAUGGGGGCUGAUUCAGGAAGCCAGAGACCUAUGGAAGGUAAAGCAGUUGAAAUUGCUAGGGAGAAAGGCAAGAAGGAGGAAGCUUUCGGUAGCUGGAUGGUUAUUCAGAGAAUAAAGAUAGGGGGUAAAGCCAAAGCUGUGCCAAUGAAAAAGGUGGUUGGUGUGGAAGAGUGUGCUGGAGUUGACAAGGUGAAACAAGUUACUGGAAAAGUGGAUACCACUAUGGAAGAGGCUAGUACUAGUGUCCCGAAUGUUACUAUGGCAGAUAUCAAGGAAGAGGCUAACAUGGCCAAGAAACCUAUUGAUGAGUCUAGUAGGGAGGCUGAGAUUAAAGAGGGAAAUAUAGCUGUUAAAGGAGGCAUUCCUGAAAUCUCUAGUCCUUGCCAUUCUCUAAAGGUUAAUAGGUUGGAUUCUGGCAGACAGAAGAAAGGUGUCCUUAAGGAGAGCAGGGGUAAAAAUAUAAGUAGUGGAGUGAAAAAUAGUAAAGGUGUGCCUUAUGGUCAUAAAAAGGGUGAAAUGGAGAAUCUACCUCCUAAUGCGUUGGUGGGUGGUCCUGACUCAGGGAGCAAACAGAGAAGCAAAAUUAAAGACUUGUCAGUGGGAAGUGGCAGUCCAGUGGAUGAAUCUAAUCAAGUCAAGAUCAAGGGGAAAGGAGUGGUGCUGACUGCUGUGUCAAAUGAGGUCAUUAUGGGCCUGAAGGAACAGUUCCCCUCUGUAAAUAAAGUUAUGUUUAUUUGCUCUUGGAAUUGUAAAGGGGUGGGGGAAAAGGAAUUCCCUGCCUUAGUCAGAGACAUGAGGUAUAGGUUUAAUUUUAGUAUUUUGGCUUUGUUGGAAACUAAAAUUAGUGGUAAUAGAGGGGACAUGUUAAUAAAGAAGCUUGGGUUCUCUAGAAAUUUCAAAAAAUAUGUUGUUGGGUUCUCUAUGGGUAUAUGGUUACUCUGGGAUGAGAAGAAGGUGAAGGUGGAAAUUAUUGAUGCUCAUCAUCAAUUUAUUCACACUAAGGUGAUUUACUUGGAAAAGAUGAAGUCCGAGUAUAUCACUUUUGUGUAUGGUAGUCCAAGAAGAUUGGAGAGACAAUCUUUGUGGUUAAGCCUGGAAAGUAUUGCUCAGGAGAUAGUUGGCCCUUGGUUAGUUUUAGGAGACUUCAAUUCAAUAUUGAAUGCUUCUGAAAAGAUUGGGGGUAAAGAGGUCAAUGAGAGUAGCCUCAUUGAUAUGCAGAGAUGCUUAACUAGCUGUGACAUUGGGUUUAAAGGUCCAGGUUUUACAUGGAAGAGGGGUAAACUCCAGGAAAGACUUGAUAGGGCUUGUUCGAAUGAGGCUUGGAAUCUAAGCUGGCCUAAUAGCAUCCUAUCUCAUCUGCCCUAUUUUAAUUAUGACCAUAGGCUUAUCCUAUUAAUUCAGGAUCAGGUCAACAGGUUGGAUGAUAAGGAUAAACCAUUCAGAUUUUUAGCUUCCUGA